This is a messenger RNA of Mustela erminea (ermine), 7355 nucleotides long. It is a transcript of the gene FBXL20, whose product is annotated as F-box and leucine rich repeat protein 20. Gene Ontology annotation, biological process: SCF-dependent proteasomal ubiquitin-dependent protein catabolic process. The record is from RefSeq and is a predicted model, not a curated record. NCBI's taxonomy places the organism in Eukaryota, Metazoa, Chordata, Mammalia, Carnivora, Mustelidae. Gene Ontology annotation, molecular function: protein binding. The coding region runs from base 1361 to 2629 and encodes 422 amino acids. Gene Ontology annotation, cellular component: SCF ubiquitin ligase complex. The transcript is spliced from 16 exons.
UGGUGGCGGAGGGGCGGGGGAAGCCAAAGGCACUUCAGCCUUGUCUGGCCCCCCCAACCACCAAAGCGCGUCCCUCCCCCAGCUAAAAGGAGUGGUCGCCAAGCUCCUGCGCUGCACCCACUGACCCCAAGGCGCGAGGUGCGGUCUCGCUGUAUAUUCCUGGAGCAGAGGGUAGCGCAAUUACCCCCGCCCCCGUCCUCCUGAUCCAUGCACAGGGAGACCCACGCCCUGCGGCGGCCCCCCAGGCCUCCCUGCAACACCCGGUAAUGCAAUCCACGGGGGCGGGGGAGGCGGCGGCAGCGACAGCAACGACGGCGGCGGCGGCAGCAGCAGCACUGCCUCAAUCUAGAGACAACCAGAAAGCGGAGGAAAAUGGCUCCGAGCAGGGACCGCCUGCUGCACUUUGGGUUCAAGGCGACAGUGAGUGAUAGGGAAAGGGAGUUGGGUGGCCGGGAAGGACAUACGUGGCUGCACAGGCUACCGGGGAAGAAGCGACAAGACUUAGGGGGCUGGGAGGACUUGACAGAAAGCUCAAGUGCUUGCUGGGUGGGUGCGUGCUGUCUGCCGGCGAAGGGGAUUAGAUGGGCUCCAGUACUAAGUGCAGUUGUCCUGCUUUCCUCACUCGCGAGCACGCGCGUACUCACACCCUCCCCACAGCCCCUCCCAUACACAAAUACACACAGACAGAUAGGCACUUCCCUUCCUCUCCUUCUCGCGGUGGGCUUGCGUGGCUCGGAGGCAAGAGCCGGCUCGCGCCGCCGCCGCCGCGCUCCGGCUGCUCCCGGGCGGACAGUCGCGGACUGCGCCCGGGAGUGGGGGAGGGGUGGUCCCGCGCCGCCGCCGCCGCCGCCGCCGCGCGCUCCUCCUCCUCCCCUCCCCACGCCGUUCCAGGGCCCGGGCGGCUCUGCCCAAUGAGGAGCGGCGUUGCUGGCAGGUGGGGAGUGUUUUUGUUUUGGGUUGAAGUUGAGGCUGAGGAGAGAGAAGAGCUAGCGACGAGCAGUCGUCGCCGCCGCCGGCUCUGCGGGAGGUGGAGGAGGCCCCGCCGGAGCCGAGAGGUUUCCCCUCCCCGCGAACGGCCCCUGCCCGCCGCUCCUCUACCUCUUCCCGGUCCCGGAACUCCGGGGCCUGCCCGGGGCCCCAAUCUUUGCACUCCGCACGCCGCAGCGCCCGGCCCCGGCCGCACCCGCCGGCCUCAUGAGGAGGGACGUGAACGGAGUGACCAAGAGCAGGUUUGAGGAAACUGGGGAUUUUUUUCUCCAAGAAAAUGGAAGCUGAGGGUUCUGGAUCCAGGAACAUCAGAUGCAUGAAGAGGAUAGGGGUUUGGAGCCAAGGAAUUAAAUGAAAAUCUGCAUACAGACUGAUGUUCUCAAAUAGUGAUGAAGCUGUAAUCAAUAAAAAACUUCCCAAAGAACUCCUAUUGCGGAUAUUUUCUUUUCUGGAUGUUGUUACUUUGUGUCGCUGUGCUCAGGUCUCCAGGGCCUGGAAUGUUCUGGCUCUGGAUGGCAGUAACUGGCAGCGGAUUGACCUGUUUGAUUUCCAGAGGGAUAUUGAGGGCCGGGUAGUGGAGAAUAUUUCAAAAAGAUGUGGGGGCUUUUUACGAAAGUUAAGUCUUCGUGGGUGUCUUGGAGUAGGAGACAAUGCAUUAAGGACUUUUGCACAAAAUUGUAGGAACAUUGAAGUACUGAAUCUAAAUGGAUGUACAAAGACAACAGAUGCUACAUGUACUAGCCUUAGCAAGUUCUGUUCCAAACUCAGGCACCUUGACUUGGCUUCCUGUACAUCAAUCACAAACAUGUCUCUUAAAGCUCUGAGUGAGGGAUGUCCACUGUUGGAGCAAUUAAACAUUUCCUGGUGUGACCAAGUAACCAAGGAUGGCAUCCAAGCACUAGUGAGAGGCUGUGGGGGUCUCAAGGCCUUAUUCUUAAAAGGCUGCACACAGCUAGAAGAUGAAGCUCUGAAGUACAUAGGUGCACACUGUCCUGAACUGGUGACCUUGAACCUGCAGACUUGCUUACAAAUCACAGAUGAAGGUCUCAUUACUAUAUGCAGAGGGUGCCAUAAGUUACAGUCCCUCUGUGCCUCCGGCUGCUCCAACAUCACAGAUGCCAUCCUGAAUGCUCUAGGUCAGAACUGCCCACGGCUUAGAAUAUUAGAAGUGGCGAGGUGUUCUCAAUUAACAGAUGUAGGCUUUACCACUCUGGCCAGGAAUUGCCAUGAGCUUGAAAAAAUGGACCUGGAAGAGUGUGUUCAGAUAACAGAUAGCACGUUAAUCCAACUUUCUAUACACUGUCCUCGACUUCAAGUAUUGAGUCUGUCUCACUGUGAGCUGAUCACAGACGAUGGAAUUCGUCACCUGGGGAAUGGGGCCUGCGCCCAUGACCAGCUGGAGGUGAUUGAACUGGACAACUGCCCACUGAUCACAGAUGCUUCCCUGGAGCACUUGAAGAGUUGUCACAGCCUCGAGCGGAUAGAACUCUAUGACUGCCAGCAGAUCACACGGGCUGGGAUCAAGAGACUCAGGACCCAUUUGCCCAAUAUUAAAGUCCACGCCUACUUCGCACCUGUCACUCCACCCCCAUCAGUAGGGGGCAGCAGACAGCGAUUCUGCAGAUGCUGCAUCAUCCUAUGACAAUGGAGGUGGUCAGCCUUGGUGAACUGAGUAUUUAAUGACACUUCUAGAGUUACAAUGGAGUCUCCAGUGGAAGCAACCCCAGUGUUCUGGGCAAGGGUUACAAAGUGAGGGCAGCGUCCAGAUCCCCAGAGCCGCACAUAACAUGCAUACCCACCCUCACCGCCACCCACUCUAGUUCUGUGACCAGGGGACUGAAGCCCAUGCUGGCUUUAUCAAGUGGAUUGGUGAAACUUAACCAUUCCUGUUGGACAUGCCAAGAAGAAAAUCAUAGGCAAGGCGGAGGGAAGGGGGCAUUCCAGCAAAUGCAGUGUUACUGCUUCUGCAGUUUCUUCAUUUUGUGAAGGGGUUUCUUUGGUGAUUUUGGAACAGCAACUGCAGUUCUCCAGGGUCAAGGAAAGCAUAGAAAAACAAUAUAUGUUGUAUCCAGGGACCAGAAAGAAAAUUUCUUUGCAUCCUAUAAAUGGUAGUCAUCCAUCAUGAGAUGACUACAGAGCUUCUGUGCUUCCUUGUUCCCAUGCCAACAUGUGCUGAGCAUGCUCACAAAGAAGGCUCAUCCAUUCCUCCUCCUGUUUUAAGUAUUUGGCCCAGAGGUUUCCUAAAUGGUUGCACUGAAAUCGCUGUGGUCCAAAUGUGAUGACUUACUCACUCAGAUUGUCACUCUCUGUAGCACACUUGUGCACCUGUCUUUCGGUCUUUGUUGCUCCCUCCUGCACUCUUGCUCAGUCUGUCACCUGUUCAUUGUGUGCUUACUCACACUCGAUUGUUACUCUUUUGCUGUUGCUGUGUUUACAGUGUGCAUUUUGGAUGAUUAGUUGGGGUUACCAAACAUUUUUAAAAGAGACAUUAUCAAUAAAUAUUUUUUUAAUUCUAAAUUUUACCAUUAGGGGACCCUGCCUGAAUCUUUGCCAGUGCGAAGGGAAACUGUCACAAAACCGAGAUAUGGUACGAGAAGAAAUUGAGCUAAAACUGUUUUGAUGAAAACAAACUUUGCCUUUUGGUUUCUGUUAUACCUUGUGAUAUUAUAAUAAUACGCAUGAUAUGCCCAGUAUUCUCCCUGCACCUCCCAUCAGAAUCCACUAACUUAAUAAGGAGAAAGAAAUGCAUUAUUAGUAAAGAGUGGAAUGGCAGAUCCCAAAACUGAGCCCGAAAGCACCCCCCACCCAAGGUUAGACAUGUCAAAUAUUCACUGAAAUCUAGGUGUGAGCAGUACCAUCGCUGAUUGGUGUCUGUGAGAUUGUUUUGUUCUAGUAAGAGUGCUGCUAGAGUUGCUGUGCCGUCUAGCUGGUCAGUUUCUCUCUUUUUUUCCCCCUGUUCCAGCCUUCCAGGGAUACGAGAAUGACCCUAGAACAGUUGCUCAACUGUCUGUCAGUGUUGAUGGUGUAUCUCAAAUGUUGGCACCUCAGAGGACCAGAACCAUUUCAGAACCUGUCAAUGCUAUCUCUCUUGUGCUCCAGGAUUCCCAUGAAGGAAAUCCAAGGGCAGCCAGAUGAAGGCUUUGAGAGGAAGCACGGGGUUCGGUGUCUCUGCCCAGCAUGGGUAGCCGAGCUGAAGGCCUUUUCAGUGCCCAUGAUUCAGAGUCAAAGAAGAGGCUUCCUUCCUUCCCCCCAAAAAGUCAUAAAGGAUGAGGAAACUAAAAUCAGUUUCUAAAGUAUAAGAAGUAGAUUUCUAAAGCCCAAAGUUAGAAACCUUAUGUGGUUUUUUAAUAGGACACCUUUUUUUUUUUUGGUCUUUUAGGACAUUCUUGUGCAGUCUGCCAUGAUCUUAGAUCAUCUUCUGCAUGAUCCAGGCUGUUAAAAGACUUGUUAUAAUGCUGCAGGUGCUGGCUCUACCAGCAUAUGUAAGAAAAAAGUAGGACUGACUUCUCCACAAGCAGUUCCAUGAAAGGAUGCUAGAAAUCUAUAUUGUCCACCAUUAUUUUGCAUGUUAAAUUUACUUUAAGUCCUAUUUUUUAUUAUGCCCUUUUAAAAGCUCAAAUUACUUUUCAUUUUUCAUUAUUCCUUCCCCUUAUCCUCUUUUCAAAAUAUCAUAUGAAGAAUAUACUUAAUUUUUUUUAUUGGAGUAUAGUUGGCAUAGGGAUAUACUCUGUAAAAUGAGACUCCUUCUGGUUAUAACCCACAUACACAGAUGCACACACUUGCACACAUGCUUCCAGAUGUGGUUGAUAAUAUUCAGAUCCCCAGGUAACUCAUUCAGACAAAAGUAAAAAGAGAAAUAUUUAGGGGCCAUCUGCUCUAACAUAUUAAGGUUUUUUUAGUAUUGUCUGAACAAAUUGACCAUAAAACCCUGAUUGGUUAGUGAGUAUGGAUUUAAAUUGCACACCAGUAGAGGCCAUUAAAGUAUUUCUUUACUUAAAAAGUACAUAAAUGUAAAAGACCCUAUUUACCAGGACACGAACAUCUUGGAAAUGCCGUUUCUCAUCUCAAAGAGUGGACCCAUGUGCAGGUGCCUGUGGACUUGUUCAGGUGAUCCCUACCUAUCUGGGCCAAGAGCAGAGUCCAGUGAGAAAAAUGAAGUAUGCAGCACUGGUGUGUAUGUGGCUGGGCCUUGUUCCUUUCACAAGAAAACUUAAGGCCCUUCAAGCUUGGACGGAAAUAGAUUUUUUUUAUGCCAGUCUGUAACCUACACCAGCUAAUGAAAUGUACCAGGAAUUUAAGAACCCAGAAUGUGGUAAGUUUUGGUCAGGUGGAAAGGGCCCCACCAUCCUAUCUUAAUAUCAGGGAUACUUUUGAAAAUUCAGUAAGACUUCAGGGAUUUAGGAAAAGCUUCUUAGCCUGUUCCUUUGACUCCAGCCCUGGCCCUCUCUGUCUCCCAUGAUGAAGAAAUACAGAGUGAAUGGAGAGAUUUGGGAUAUGUUAGAAUACGUCAGAGCUAAUGCAUAGAUUCACAGGUAGCCAGGAGGGGUUACUGCUGUGUCUUUGGAGAAUGUUAUUAAACAUCCAGAUCACCUCUUUUCCAAGCAGCCUUUCCCUCUACAUUUUCCAGCAUCAUUUGCUACAUCAGUAUCUUUUGUGGCCUCUACACUGGCUCCACCAAGGUGAUCCCAGUUUCUUCUUCUUUUUUUUUUUUUUUUUUUUUUUGCAGUGCUCCCAUUUUCUUCCUGUACUCAUCCUUGCCUUCUGUUUAAAGCCUCCAUCUUACUCCCAAUGAUGCUGCUGAUUUAUUCUCAGUGUCUCUAGUCUCUAACUUCCUCUUAAGGCCCUUGUCCUGACGCAAGCAAAGUCUCUGGGCAGCCUUGAAUACAUUAACUGUUCUGUGGUUCAGGUCAUUUUUCACUGGGUGGUCUUAGACAUUUGCUUACCAAAAUUUGAAAUCAUACUGUUGGAUAUGAGGAAUAAGGGGAUCAGGCUUUAUCCUUUACCCCCCCCCCCAAUAUUUUGACUAUGAAAGCACAUUGUGCUCUAUAUUUAAAAAAAAAAAAAUUUAUUUCCUUCUCCUCUGCUCUUCAGUGGAUGUAUUUCUUAAAUGGCUUUUGUAAAUUUCCACAUUCAUUAAGUUGAUGUAGCAGACCUCCAGCACAUAUUUUAGAGGGACACCUGGCAAAUAUUUUUAUGAUGAUUUAUUUUGGGCUUUCCAAACAAUUUGAACUGUUCGAUACAGGUCUGAUGCUAUAGCAUUCAGGUUCCUUUAUUUCUCCUAAUUGCCUUGUAAAAUGCUUUGUUACCGUUUGAUAGCCCACUCUUACCAUGAGGGGUAAACAAGGUAUGCGGGGAUUUGUCCUGGUCUGAAGUUGUAAGGAAGUAUGAGUGGCACCGGAAGGAAGAGGGAUCUGCCUGCCUGCCUGUGUGAGCAGUAUAUCUUUAGGUGACUGUGGUUUUGAAAAAUAGGAACGCGUGUGGAUUGUGGUUGACCCUUGGCCAUUUAAGGUUUGUUGUGCUGAAAGUCAUGGGUUGCUUAUGACAGGUGAUACUGGUACAAGAGGAGGGGUUUAAAGGAAGCAGGUCUGUUCUGCCUUUCCUUCCUUGUGUGCAUGGUGUGAUCAGGUUUCCAUCCCCAUUGUGCAUCCUGGCUAAGGAACUCUCUCAGUGGUAUGCUUUGGGCUUCCAGAACUGUUUUUUUUUUUUUUUUAAAGAUUGCCUUCCUAUCUGCCCACCAGUUCUAGGAUCUUUAACCACCUCAAACCCAAGCAGUGUGAAUGAGCCGAGACUUGUGUCAGACGACUGUGUGUUUGGAGGUCUUGAGGCAAACCCUCCCCCUUACAAUGACCUUGGACCAAAGAACCUAAUAAACGCUCAAGCAGUGUGAGGGUGAGGGGAAAUAGGAGUCUAAGCCUCUCGUCACCUUUAUUUCUCUCAUAAACUUUAAUUGUAAUAUUGGAAGAUACAGAAAACUAUAUAAGACGAUGUUGGUAGGCUAUAAUUAACCCAGGUAAUUUGGGAAUAACAUUUGGCUGUAUUUGCUAUAUCCAGGUGCCCUAACUGAACAGCUUGGUUCUCCAGCAAAGAACAUGCUGCUCUAAGCUUGCCCUCUCACUUGAGACAAACUCUACUUGCCAGAAACUCAUUUGAGGCACAUAAAUGCUUUUUCUGCAUGCAGGGCUUCUGCAGCUCCCCCUCAUAAGGCCAGUCUCUCUAUUUCUCCAUUUUUAUUCUAAGGAACAUCAGAUCUGCAUCUCUGAAGGCUUUGACUCUUAGGAAAGUCAGUAAGAACCUCUCAGCUGAGUCUGAGUGAAUCUUUGGAGCCCAACAGAGUUACACUUAAUUUUCAGCAGGGGGUAAAAAAAAAA